Messenger RNA from Haemonchus placei, 333 nucleotides. NCBI's taxonomy places the organism in Eukaryota, Metazoa, Nematoda, Chromadorea, Rhabditida, Trichostrongylidae. The record is from the annotation of a GenBank genome assembly.
AUGAAUAGUGUAGAUGGCGUUGUUGAUGAUCACAAACGUCAUGCUCGAGCUCAACAUAACGCUUUGGAACGCAGGCGUAGAGAUAAUAUCAAAGACAUGUACACAAGCCUCAAAGACGCUGUCCCCGAUAUGCAAAACGAAAGGGCAUCUCGUGCCGUAAUCCUACGAAGAGCGAUCGAAGUGAUCGAAGAAAAACAGCAACAGCAGGCCGAACUUCAGGCCGACUGUGAUCGUUUAAGGAAUGAAACUGCAGAAUUGGAAAGAGAGGUGAGAAAUGAAGCUCUUCUCAAAAAUCGCUCAGCUAGUAGCUGUCUUUCAGAUAAGAAUGCUUAG